AUGGAGGAACAUCGAAAACCCGCGGGAUAUAGCUGCAAGUCUUGCACUAGGCCAGACACAGAUAACGAGCAAUGGGUCGCCUGUGACAAUUGUAAGCUGUGGGAGCAUUUCGGAUGUGCCGGUGUGGACGAUUCGACUAAGGACCUGGUAUACGUCUGCAAGGAUUGUCAGGAGAAUUUAGCGUCGUCGUCUCGUCAUCUCAAACCACUACUACCAUCCGAUAGAUCUCUUCGUUCGUCGACAGUCAAAUCAACUUCUAAGCAGGUCCAAAAUAAGCCCGAACCUGUAAUCGUACCGCAACAAAUUCCGUCGGUUGCAAUCAGCACGACUUCCAGUGCCCGUGCGUCACGAUUAUGUACCGAAAUGAAGCUAAUCGAAGAGGAACAAAAAAUGAAGGAGCAGGCAUUGCAAGACCAGGAGGCAAUGGAUAAAAAAGCAGCGAAAGAAGCCCUUUGCAACCUUGAAGAGAGGAAAGCCCUGGUGGAAGAGGAAGCUAAGAUUCGACAACAACUGCUUCGGGAUGAAAAGGCCCUUCAAGAGAAGCAGCAGAAGAUCAGGCGAGAGUCUCUGGAGAAAAAACAAAAUAUUAUUCGCCAAAUUAGUGAAUGUGGUAGCAGAGGUGGAUCGAUUCACGAUUCUCAACAAAAGGUAUCCAAUUGGCUGGACAAAUGUUCCGAAGCACAGGAUGUGGACCCAGUUUUCGGGGAAGCAGGUCCUUCGUCGAGACCGAACCCACCGCUACCCAACACAGAUCGAACUGAUGGGGGAGAAAGUCAGCGAUCUGCAAUAGUUCAACAUCGAGUCGAGCACCGACCAGCACGGUCCGAAGGAGUGAACGAACCUCAACAAACGCCGAGAGAUCAGCAAACUGCUGAUGAGCGAAUACAACAUAACCUAAGCUGUUUACCCGAUCGAUCAGGAAUCGACCACUCAGUUCCCAGGGUGAUUCCACGGUUACCGCCUGGUUUGACGCGCCAGGAUCGAGCAGCACCGACAGUUAAUUUAGAACAAAGUCACAUGGCAGCCAGGCAAGUAAUGGGAAAAGAGCUGCCACAUUUUUCCGGCAAUCCGGAAGAUUGGCCCAUUUUCAUAUGCAGUUUCGAGCAAACUACAGCUGCAUGUGGGUAUACAGAUGCGGAAAACCUCAUCCGCCUACAGCGAUGCUUAAAGGGGCACGCCCUUGAAUCGGUUCGGAGUCGAUUGCUACUUCCUUCAAGCGUUCCACAAGUCAUCAGUACCCUGCGAACGCUGUAUGGCAGACCGGAACUUCUAAUACGAUCGCUCAUAGAGAAAGUUCACCGGGCGCCAGCACCAAGGCAUGAUCGUCUCGAGACUGUGGUGGAAUUCGGUUUGACCGUACAAAACCUAGUAGAUCAUCUGAAGGCGGCGAAUCAAGUUCUACAUUUGGCUAACCCGGUGCUAGUGCAGGAGCUUGUGGAGAAAUUACCCGGAUCGCUCAAAUUGGAUUGGGCGGUCUACAAAAGCAGGCAACCAGAUGCAACAUUAGCGACGUUCGGUGAAUUCAUGGGAGGACUAGUGUCAGCAGCGAGUCAGGUGACCUUCGACCUACCGAGUUCUAGCCGGAAUUUCAAGGGUGAUCAUAAGAGGAAAGAGAGGGGUAUAGUACAAACGCAUUCUCCCUUUCCAGCGCCUACCCCUGCUUCCAACCUACUAGUGAAUAAAAAGUUAGGUAAACCAUGUAUCGUAUGCAAUAGAGAGGGACAUAGAGUAGUAGAGUGUGACAAAUUCAAAUCCUUCAGCUUAGAUGAACGAUGGAAUGUAGUCCAUCAAAAGGCUCUCUGCCGAACAUGCCUAAACAGUCACGGCAAGUGGUCUUGUAAAUCCUGGAAAGGUUGUGGAAUCGAGGGUUGUCAUCAAAAACAUAAUAAGCUUCUGCAUUUGCCUUCUCAGCCUCAACCAUACUCCAAUAUGUCCGCCAACCAUUUAAUACAGGGAAAUGGACCUUUCCCUAUGUUUCGUGUUCUUCCUGUGGUGUUGUAUGCUGGAGAACGUUUCGAAGUCAUCUUCGCAUUUAUCGACGAAGGGUCUUCGAUUUCUCUCUUGGACGAAACCAUCGCUGAACGUUUGUGCGCUACCGGCCCAUCGGAACCGUUGACCUUGCAGUGGACGGGCAUGGUAACUCGUGAGGAACCAGGUUCAAAACGAGUGCAACUGGAUAUAUCAGGGAGAGGUAACAGCAAUCGUCAUAAACUGUCGUAUGUCAGGACAGUCAGCUGCUUGGUCCUUCCUUCGCAGACAUUGAAAUAUAAGGAACUCUGCCAGCGGUAUCCACAUUUGCGAGGGCUUCCGUUGGAAGAUUACGAGAUGGUUCAACCAAAGUUGCUAAUUGGUUUAGACAAUCUUCGACUGGGUGUACCAUUGAAACUCCGCGAAGGCGGACCGAUGGAUCCAAUAGCUGCUAAAUGUCGUCUAGGUUGGAGCGUUUAUGGAUGUCUUUCUGAUUCACCCUCAAGAGCAGUGGUUAACUCCCAUGUUGCUGCAUACACCGAUCCAGAUCAAAAACUCAACAAUCAGCUACGGGACUACUUCGCGUUGGAAGAUGUUGGUGUUAGUGGUCUAUACAGACCCUUGGAAUCAGACGAAGAUACACGGGCGAGGAAGAUUCUGGAGCGUACGACAAGGCGAACUGAGCAUGGGUUUGAGACCGGUCUUUUGUGGCGGGACGAUAACCCUGAUUUCCCGGAUAGCUAUCCAAUGGCAGUUCGUCGUUUAUAUUCUUUAGAGAAGAAGCUUGAGAAGAAUCCAACGUUGAAGGAACAGGUUCGCGAGCCAAUUUCCGAGUACGUGCGGAAAGGUUAUGCCCGCCAAGCUACGGAAUCCGAAUUGGGAAACGCCAAUAUGAGGCCUAUGUGGUUCAUUCCGUUAGGAGUCGUCGUUCAUCCCAAAAAACCAAACAAAGUACGGUUGAUUUGGGACGCAGCAGCAGUAGCGAAUGGGGUAUCCUUGAACUCCAAACUCCUGAAGGGCCCCGACCUGCUAACACCAUUACCAGCUGUUCUCAGCCGUUUUCGCCAAUUCCCUGUAGCCGUCUGCGGUGACAUUAGGGAAAUGUUCCACCAGUUGUGGAUCCGCUCACAAGACCGUCUGGCGCAGUGCUUCCUCUGGCGGGAAAAUCGUUCCGAUCCGAUUCAGGUUUUCAUGAUGAAUGUGGCCACCUUUGGCGCUACUUGUUCUCCCGCUUCUGCACAGUACGUGAAGAACCUCAAUGCGCAGGAGUUUGCUGGUCUUUAUCCAAGAGCGUCCGCAGCCAUAGUCAAAAACCACUACGUGGACAAUUAUUUGGACAGCUUUAUGACUGUGGAGGAAGCGGUGGAGGUCGUCAAGGAGGUGAUUCUGGUCCAUGAAAAAGGGGGUUUUGAGAUCCGACUCCUUUGGGAAAUCGGGGAAAUUACCGCUGAUGAACCAAAGGAUCUGAUCCUGGAAAGGGAAGGCAUAUCUGAGUCUGUUCUUGGGAUGAAAUGGCUCCCCAAAAAGGAUCGCUUCGUCUACACAGUUAACCUUCGAGAGGAUCUUCGUGCUAUCGUAGAUGAAACACAUAUUCCCUCCAAGCGAGAAGUGUUGAAAGUCGUUAUGAGCCUGUUCGAUCCACUAGGACUCAUUUCCCACCUUCUCGUUCACGGGAAAGUCAUCAUCCAAGGGACCUGGGCUUCAGGAAUAGGUUGGGAUGAACCGAUCAAUUGUGAUCUCUAUCAGAAAUGGCGACAGUGGGUGAACCUUUUCCCGAAGCUGGAUAAACUGUCUAUCCCACGAUGCUACUUUUCUCCAUUCCCGGAUACCUUUGAGGACCUGCAAAUCCAUACCUUCGUGGACGUCAGUGACACUGCAUACUCAUGCGCCAUAUACUUUCGCUUGGUGCAUAAAAACAACGUUCAGUUGGCGCUGGUGGGAGCAAAAAGCAAAGUGGCUCCUUUAAAGACAUUGUCCAUCCCUAGACUUGAGCUAAAAGCUGCUGUUCUGGGGGUUCGUCUUCAAGCUUCGAUCUUAGAAUACCACACGUUUCCGGUCUCUCGACGCUUUCUUUGGAGCGACUCGACAACAGUGUUGGCGUGGAUUUGGUCUGACCAUCGCCGUUUCCACAAAUUUGUCUCUGUACGAAUCGGAGAGAUUCUGACCCUCAGCGAUCCCCAAGAAUGGAGGUGGGUUCAAUCGAAGCACAACGUGGCAGACGUUGCCACAAAAUGGAAGAACGGACCAAACCUGGAAGCGGACAGUCCUUGGUUGCGAGGACCCAAGUUUCUAUAUUAUGGUGAGCAAUCUUGGCCGAAACAUCCGCCCACAGUGACGUCACACGAAGAAAUACAGAGAGUCCAAGCCCACUGGAAUUCUACGCCACUGUUGGAUUAUUCCAGGUUUAACCGAUGGACAAAGUUGCUACGUACGAUGGCAUACGUGUUCCGUUUCAUCGAGAGCGUACAAAAGAAGAAUUUUGGACAGCAGCUAAAAGCAGGGUUACUAACUCAGCGGGAACUAGCAAGAGCGGAACUUGUACUCUGGAAGAUGGCACAAGAGGAUGCAUUCCCGGAAGAAAGAACCGUGCUGAAGACAACUCAGGGCAACCCAGAGAUUCGCCACGCAACCGUUUCUAAAUCGAGCAGCAUCUACAAAACUUGGCCUUUCAUGGAUGAGCAAGGAAUCCUCCGGAUGCGCGGUCGUAUUGGAGCUGCACCGUAUGUGCCAUUCGAAGCAAAGUGGUCGGCGAUUCUUCCGAAGUGUCAUCCAAUAACAACUCUCAUUACGGACUUCUACCACCGACAAUUUCGUCACGCAAAUCGCGAGACAGUUGUCAACGAAAUGCGGCAGCGCUUCGAAGUGGCCAAACUGAGAUCCCUCAUUCAAAGGGUUACGAAGAACUGCGUGUUCUGCAAGAUCACCAAGACUAUUCCAAGAGCACCAGUAAUGGCGCCUCUUCCCGAAGAAAGAUUGCAACCCUUUGUACGCCCUUUCACGUACGUUGGGGUAGAUUAUUUUGGACCGGUGCUGGUCAAGGCCGGGCGCAGCCAGGUGAAGCGCUGGGUAGCAUUUUUUACCUGCUUGACAAUUCGCGCUGUACACAUGGAGGUGGUGCAUAGUUUGUCAACGGAAUCAUGUGUCAUGGCUGUACGCAGAUUCGUUUGUCGUAGAGGGUCACCGGCAGCGUUCUACUCCGACAAUGGCACCUGCUUCCAAGGAGCCAGCAGGCAGCUUCAGGAAGAGAUCUCGGCAAUGAAUGAGACCAUGGCAACAACUUUCACGAACGCGAGAACCGCUUGGAAGUUCAUCCCUCCCGCAACUCCACACAUGGGCGGAGUGUGGGAGCGCCUUGUCCGGUCAGUUAAGACAGCGAUUUUUUCAGCACUGAAUAUUUCUCGAAAACCCGACGACGAGACUCUGAAAACGAUUAUCUAUGAAGCAGAAGCGUUGGUGAACUCUAGACCGUUGACGUACAUUCCGCUGGAGUCCGCGGAUCAGGAAUCUCUAACCCUCAACCACUUCCUGUUGGGGAAUUCGACGGGACUCCAUGCAGAAACCGAAGUCAUUGGAUAUGUUGGUCUCCGUAGUAGCUGGAAGCAAGCCCAGCACAUCACCGGGGAGUUUUGGAAGAGGUGGAUUAGGGAGUACCUGCCAGUGAUAACUCGCAGAUGCAAGUGGUUCGAGGACACCAAGGAGCUUGAAGAGGGAGAUCUCGUUCUCAUAGUUAACGGAACUGACCGUAAUCAUUGGAUCCGUGGACGCGUGGAGAAAGUUAUUGCAGGGCGUGAUGGGAGAAUUCGCCAAGCGUUGGUGCGAACAGCGACUGGUGUUUUACGGCGGCCUGCAAUAAAGCUGGCGGUGAUAGACGUCGGAGACAAAAGUAAACCUAUGGAGCCUUCAGGAGAUUCGGAACAACACAUAGGUUUACGGGCGGGGGUAUGUGACGACAACACUACUCGCAGCAGCGACGCCGUCGACACACUCUCCAGCAGGCCUAACCCAACGAAACUGUCACGGGUGACAAGCGAAUGGGAGAAAUGUCAAAUCGGUGGAGAAUGA
Molecule: messenger RNA, 6030 nt
Organism: Toxorhynchites rutilus septentrionalis
Lineage: Eukaryota; Metazoa; Arthropoda; Insecta; Diptera; Culicidae
Exons: 1
Coding region: 1-6030 (2009 amino acids)
Biological process (GO): DNA integration
Molecular function (GO): nucleic acid binding
Source: RefSeq, a predicted model, not a curated record